GUAUUGUUUUGAGCGGGAGAAAUUGUAAAUAAAGAUUUGAGUAUUUUAAAAAAGCGUGAAUUAAGCAAUGAGUUCUUCAAAUUUAAUUAAUUAUUUUAAAGAAUUGGCAAGUACAGCUAUUGUGGUAUUUGUUAAACAGCAAAAGGAGAUGAGCGAACGAAUGAAAAACGUCUAUCAAAAUAUUAAGGAACUUACGAAUGCUGAGAUCCGUAGAAUGUCUGAUGAGGAAGUGCUGAAUUAUAAUAAUACGCUUUUGAAUAAAAUUUCUCAUGUUUUUGUGCUUGACAAUUUCUCUGGAUCUUCAUUUGAUUACUUAGUGUCUAAAAAGGCAAGAGAUCUAAGAAUUUUUGGAGUUCCACUGCUUGAAAUAAUAUCUGAAGAGACAUUAGAAGUAACCAGUUCGUGGAAAGUUUAUAAUAAUGCAUUUCAAGGCUUAAAAAUUUGUACGUCUAAUUUAAGUGGAUCUGAAAAAGGGAAAAUUGAGAGCUUAGUUAAGUCAAUGAAUGGACAAUUCACGAAUGAAUUAUCAUCUGAUGUAACUCAUCUAAUAACAAACUCAACCAAGACAAUAAAAUAUUCUGAUGCCACAACCUUAGACAUCCCAAUUUACCAUACAGAAUGGGUUUAUCAGAUAUGGAACAAGUGUCAGAAGCAGGAAGGACCGAUCACAAAAGCUUGUUCAGAACAAUAUGAUGUAUUUAAAUUACCACCAUUAUUUGACUUAAAAAUUGCUACAACGGGAAUGAAUAAAGAUCAAAGAAGUGACAUUUCUGAUGUCAUUGAGGAAAACGGUGGAAAAUUUGAGGAUGUUUUUAAAUCUAAUGAGACUGAUAUUUUAAUUAUGGACAAAAAAGAUGCAGACAAUUCCAAAUUUAAAAUUGCUGCUAAAUAUAAAAUUCCCGUGUUAAAUGUCAACUGGAUUCAUGAGAGUGUAAAAGCAGGAUAUGCUCUGACAUAUAAUGAUUUUGCAUUCAAACGUCCAAAAUCUUUCGACUCUUCAUCCUCAUCUUUUAACGACUCUACGAAUUUGUCAUUAGACGAUUCCAAAAAGAGCGAAGGAGAUCAGGAGAAGAAAGAGAAAGUCCCAUUUGUUACUACUAGUGUACUGACUGAUAAAACUAAUGAUCAAUUUCUAUCGACAUAUACAAUUGAGCAGGCAAAGAAGCUUGGACAUAUUUUUGACGGAUAUGUCUUUUAUUUAUAUAAUUUUAAUCUCGAGCAUUAUUUUAAAAUUGGAAAAUUAAUUAGUGCUUGUGGUGGUAUAAGAAUCAAGGAGCUUGAUACGAGCAUCACACAUAUUUUAUGUUUUGACAAGGAAAAUAUCGAAGCUUUUCAUAAAAGAACGAUCGAAAAAGAGGUUCAUGGGAGCAUGGUUGACUAUAAAUGGAUUGUUGAAUGUCUUAAACAAGAGAAGCUUCUUUCCGAAACUGAUUACUGUAUAACUGUAGAUUCUUCAAAUUCUAAAAAGAUUGUACCGCCAUCACCAAUGAGCAGGAAAGCUAUUAACUCUUUAAAUGUGUCCAUCACUAAAUCUACUGAUGUGUCCAAAAAGGAGAAUACAAAGUCAAGUAAACUUUCGAAAAAAGAUUUAGGUUUUGGAACGUCAACAAAGGUUCUAGAUUUUUCGAGUCAUGAUGAUCUUAUUCAGACGUCAAUAGAAGCAAAUCAUAGGAAACUUAAACAGGUUCCAAAUUUUACAUCUAGUAAAAAACGGUCUUAUGAGGCAGAUUAUUGUACAAUCGACGAGCAUCAUAAACGACGUAAGACAACUAACGACGAAGACUGCAAAAAUUCAUUUCAACUUCUUUGACGCUUUUCCUUUGUUAAAGGACAAAACUUCUGAUCUAUAAUAAAUACAAUAUUAAAUGCUUAAUCAUGGCUUAUGCAAUUUUAAGGUAUUUUUGUGAUUAUUUAAUAUUUCAUUAUUUUUUAACGCGUGCCUGUCCAUAAACAUAAAGUUUAA
Messenger RNA from Chironomus riparius, 1963 nucleotides. The record is from the annotation of a GenBank genome assembly. NCBI's taxonomy places the organism in Eukaryota, Metazoa, Arthropoda, Insecta, Diptera, Chironomidae.